GGUGAGAGACAGAAGCCUUGCAUUUAAAGGAUGCAGAGAGACGCUCGUUUGGCGCGGUUCUCGACGAAAAUGGAACUUGGCUGGAAGCUGCGGUCCCGCGCGAGGUUCUAAGCACUUCCUGCUCCGGAGUCGCUGCAGAAGACACUGAAAGACAGGACUGACUCGCCGCGCAUUCUCUCUCCAGUUUCGCUCUCUUCUCUGCGACCUCUUGUCUCUUUAGAGGGAACCUUCUCAAGCAAAGAAUCCGGACAAUCGAGAAGCAGACGCGCCGCUCUUCCCUGGCGACUCCCAGCCGUCCGAGACGCUCUCGACGCACACAGGCAUACUUCUUCGUUCGGCCUGCUGUACGGAAACCUCUCUUCUUGUCUUUGUUUUCUCUGGAAAACGCGCGGCUUCGCCUCCUUGCUCUCUUCCGCGGAAAGCCUCCUCUCUCUUUUCUGAAGGCUGCGGCAGUCUCCUUGCUCUCCCUGUGGUGCGAAGGUCUCGCCUGUUUCUCGAUUGGGUUGCACUUCGAUAUUCAUCUCUUUUUCUGAAGGUUCGUCCAAGUUCAAAGCUCUCUCUCUUGUUUUUUCCAUCGCUUUCUGUUCUUGCUUCACUCCUGUGCAGCGAUCUCCUCUCUCUCCUCUGUUCUCCGAGCUUCUCUCGUGUCAUCUUCCCUCCUGUCUUCGUCUCGCCUCGAAGAGCCCCCCCUCCGUCCUUUCUUUUUCGUCCUUUCUUUUUGUCCUUUCUUUUUCCUUCUUCGUCGUUCCUUCCUUUCCUUUCUCCGUCUCUGUCUAUCUUUUGCCUCUCUCGCUUUCCCUACUUCUCUCGCUUGUUCUUCCAGUUCUUCCUUGCGCGCUCUCUCUUCCUCGCUUCCCCGACUUCUUUCUUCCUUGCGCUCUCCUUCUCCUCCUUCUCUCCCUGUGCUGUACCAUGUCAACCUCGUCUCCGGUUCGCUGUUUCUCUGAACCUCUGGCGCCGCCUUCUGGAUCUGCUGGAGAGGCGUUCGCUUCUUCUUUCUUCGAGAGCCGAGACACCGAGGCUGUCUCCUCUCUCGGCGAAGACAAGAGCGACCGGCCCCCCCAGCAGCCAGGCUCUGAGGCGAACGGCGUCAUUCGCGGCCUUCCCUCAACGUCUGCACAUCCUUCCUGUCUCUCUCGCUCCUCGGAAAACGACGCCGAGUCGAAUCUGGCCUCUUCUCAGCUCAGAAGACACACGCCGAGGCUCUCCGACGAAGAAGUAAACCAAACACCGUCUGCUCAGAACGGGUCAACCUCCCAGUCUUCUCUUUCUUCUUCUUCUCUUUCUUCUUCUUCUGGUUCUUCUUCUUCUGGUUCUUCUUCUGGUUCUUCUGGUUCUUCUUCUUCUGGUUCUUCUUCUCUUACGUCUCCUUCUGGAACUCGUCCUUCCGAUUAUCCGCCGCCAGGCCUCGCGAAAACGUUUCAUGCCGCUUCUCCUUCUCUGGACGAAAUCCGCGCUCGGCUUCGCCCUCAAGCCUCUUCACACCCGUACGCGGCAACCGGAACUGCUCGUCCACCCUCUCAAAAACCUCCCUCCACCUUUUCGUCGUCUUUCUCUUCCCUCUCUUCUUCCUUCUCUUCCUUCUCUUCUUCCUCUUCCUUUUCUUCUUGUUCUUCUCCUUUCCCCGCGUCUCCCUCCUUCCAGCCGUCGCUCGGGGGCUCUCCAGGAGAUGCGCCUCUCUCGUCUCCUCUGACGCCGACGCGGAGCGUUUUUGCGCGAAGUCGUAGCGGCUUGGGGACGCGGCUGCUGUCCGGGGGAGGCGUCUCUGCUUCCCAGACUGCACCUGCCUCUUUCCUCGAGUACCUGAAGAAGCCGGUCUCGCGCUCGCGUUCCGGAUUCCAGGAAAGCGGUUCUGAAACAGGGCACGCUCUCUCUCCAAGCAACGCCGUCGCGGCUUCGCUGCCUUCUCUCCUCUGCUCGCAGACGCGGACGCAAACGGAUGGGGAGAGAGACGGCCUCCAGGCGGACGCAAACGGCGUUGCCGAACAGGCAGAGCAGCAGAGGAAGCAGCGCCGUGGGUGUACAGACACUGCAGAUGCCCCAUCUGCCGGCCAACAGAGAGACGAAGAAGAGCGGAGCUCGGAGGAUGCCGCAGCGCUCUUCGACAAAGGCGGCGCGUCCAGAGAGACAGAACGAAGGACCGGGAACUUCGAGACCCAGUGGCCCGGCGCCCGGCGCCUCUCCUCCUUCUCCUUGAAACCCAGCGAGCUGGUUGACGAGAAGAGAGACUUCGCCAUCGUCGCGCAGGAACUCCUGGCGUAUCUGGAAGUCGUUGAAAAGUUCAGACAACGCGCAGUGGAGGAGGCGAGUCGCCUGCGACGGUACAGUGCAGAGCUAGGUGCGAUGCUGCAGCAGGCGAAUCAGCGCGAAGAACAGAGUCACCGAGAACUUGCUCGCCAGCACAAAGUCUUGACUUCUUGCCAGGCGCGGAUCCAGACGCUCCGAGCCGACUCCGAGACGGCCAUCAACGACCUCACGUUGCAGAGAGAUACACUCGCGGAGCGCCUUCGCGUGACUUCCGUGGAACUCGAGCAUGCACUGAAGGAAAACGAGCGCAUGCGGCUGGAGCGCGAUGCCCAGGAGAUCUCUGUCCGAGACUGCCGGAACAUUCGCAAGGCCUAUGUUCUCGUUGAACAGGAGAAGAAGCACCUGCAGAAAGAGGUGGAGGCUCUGCACCUGGAGUGCUCGAAGAGUCAAAGCGAACGGAACACGCUGCUGGCUGAGAUGCACCAUUUGCAGAGUCAGUUGGGGAAUAUCGAAGAAACUGUGUCGCGGAGUUACUUUCCUUCACUGGAAGCGUCGGCCUCCUCAUCUGCCUUGGGCCGCCCAGCUCAGCCCGCGAACGGCCUCUCCGGUGCAUGCGUUUCGAGCGCAGCAGAGGAGAAGGCAUCGCUCGAGACGACUGCAGGCGCGGACGGAGAAGCCGCGCAGAGCGGCGCCCAGACGCGGGCGCAGGUACACACGCGACGCAUGCAGGCUGAUGGGGGACAUGCCGAGGACUCUGUGGAGCCUGACGACGAAGUCGAGGGCCUUCUCCGAGACCUUCUUGCGCGACUGCAUGCGCCCUUAGGAGAGAGAGGCGAAUCGGAAGCAGAGACACAAGACAAAUCUGCGAAACUCUUGUAUCUCGUCCGGAAACUGCGGUCGGAGCGGAACGAGUACUACGGAUACGCUGUCGAACUGCUGAAUCGCCUGGACGCAGAAAAAGGUGAAGCGGAAGUCGAGGGUGGCGCCUCUGGGCUGCCAGACGCUGCGCCGACAGGCGUCUCCUGUCUAGACACGCAGCGCGGCGAGUUACAACUGGAUCUGUGAAGAAGAGAAAAGGCAAAGAAACGAGGGGACGCCCGCGGAGCAGAAGCGGAGAAACAGAGAGCUUGUGCAAAAAAGAGGAUAGAAGGAGGGGAAGAGAACGUCGGGGAGAAGAGAAGAACGCGAAAGCGACGGCAGAGAAGCAGCACUGAAGACAGCCGAAGAUGGAGGGAGCGAGUGUGAUACGAGGUUCAUGCAGCAGAUGAAGAGAGUGGAGCGCAGGCGAGGCAGCAGACGCGAGGAGAGAGAGGCGCUGACAGAGAGAGGGAUGUCGCAGCGAAGACGAGAGUGGCGACAGCUGCGGAAGAGAGGGAGAAGCGGACAUGCACAGACAGGAACGUCGCGGUGAGUUAGCGCGACAGAGAAGAGACAGGAGAGGCAGUAGAGCGAGAAAAAGGAGAGCUAGAGGGGAGACAGAGGAG
Molecule: messenger RNA, 3731 nt
Organism: Toxoplasma gondii ME49
Lineage: Eukaryota; Apicomplexa; Conoidasida; Eucoccidiorida; Sarcocystidae
Exons: 8
Coding region: 913-3312 (799 amino acids)
Source: RefSeq, a predicted model, not a curated record